Molecule: messenger RNA, 576 nt
Organism: Helianthus annuus (common sunflower)
Lineage: Eukaryota; Viridiplantae; Streptophyta; Magnoliopsida; Asterales; Asteraceae
Exons: 3
Coding region: 86-538 (150 amino acids)
Source: RefSeq, a predicted model, not a curated record
UCUAGAAUUCCGGUGUGCUUAAACAAAAUUAUAUAUUCAUCGUCAACUACUACACAUACUGCAAACGAACGAAGAAGCAAAAUCAAUGGCGAACACGGAAGCAGAAGAGAAACCGGUGAUGAUCGUGGGAAUCGACGACAGCGAUCACAGUUUUUACGCACUUGAAUGGACUCUGGAUCACUUUCUAGCAUCUUCUGCUCCCAACACUCCCUUCAAGCUAAUCGUUGUUCAUUCCAAACCUUCUCCUACUUCCGCUAUAGGUUUCGCCGGUCCUGGUGCGGCUGAUGUGUAUCCGUUUGUUGAUUCGGAUUUGAAGAAGAUUGCUGCGAGAGUAGUGGAAAAGGCGAAGGAGCUCUGUCAUUCGAAAUCGGUGGAUGACGUGCUUGUUGAAGUUGUGGAAGGUGAUGCUAGGAAUGUUCUAUGUGAAGCUGUAGAGACGCACCAUGCUAGGCGAAGCUUGGGGGGUCGAUUUUUCCCAAUUCCGCGGGGGCGAAAACGUAUAUACCUAAAAAUUUCUAUACGAAGGUACUGUUCAUAACACUACGCCCCCUCCCGCCCCAAGGAAGCUGCGCCCAU